GCACACUCGGCUUGUUCUAGAAAAGGGAAUUGGCGUGCGGAAGUGGUGUCGAGCUGACUCGUUGUUGCAUUUGAGAACCAAUUUACUGGACGCCACUUGCUGUCGACCGUGCGAGAUCUUGGAUUUGAAUAUUGACAAAGUCGGGAGAUUAUGGAAAUCAUGAGGAAGAGUGCGGGAUUUGUAGGAGGAGAGUUGUGAAGGGAUUGUUUGUGAGGAAAUGGGUCGAGGCACAUGGAGGAGCCGCUAAGUGGGGCGCAGCAGCUUCACCACCAAGACUUGACAGCACCUUACGAGCCUACCGACUAAAGUCCGUGUUUUUAGCGAGUGUUUUCCCCACCAACCUUCACUAUCAAUGCCUCCCGCCACGCCCCCCCUUGACUUUACCCACCAACCAGGCGAUGAAAUCCCUACUAAACAUAAGGAGGCGAUACGCCAGCUAUACGGCUUUGCUAAGAUACCAGUUGAGCAGCUUAUGACACGAUACGGGCUCGUGCGGUCAACAGUUGAGAAGAUAUUGCGAUACGACGUUCCCGAGCGCUCGCGCAUUACUCGUACCGGGAGACCCUCUCUUCUUACCGAUAUACAAACCGAUGAGAUAAUCGAAUACUUGUCCGAAUCGUGGGAGCAUCGAAUCCUUAACUUCGGCCUCCUUCGUGACGAAUUACACCUUGAAUGCACUGUGAAGACCCUUGAGCGCCGGCUCAAACAACGAGGGUAUUUUAGGUGUGUGGCCUGCCAGAAACCCUACCUCACAGCAGCUCAGGUUCUCGCACGAUUCCUCUGGGCAAUCACACAUAUAUUCUGGACGACGGAAUGGCUAAAGGUCCUCUGGUCUGAUGAGGUUACCUUCUUAGUCGGGGGCAGGACGGUCAAGGAAAGAGUGACAAGAAACAAGGACGAACGUACGCACCCGACGUGUAUCCAGCACCAGUUUCAUCGCGGGCACACGACACCAGUCAAUGCGUGGGGUGCAAUUGGAUAUGGCUAUAAGAGUCCUUUACUCUUUGUUCACGGAUCUGGCAAGAAGGGAGCCUUUUGCCAGAAGGAUUACCUGGCACAAGUACUGGCGCCGCAUAUCGAGGGUAUUGUGGAAGCCUUUGCGGCCAUUACUCACCUACUUCGCCCCUCCGCCGAGCCUUUAUUUAUGGAAGAUGGUAACUCUGCUCAUGGCCACGAGUCUGUUCGCAAUUGCUGUGCUCGCUGGCGUACGGAGCAUGGUAUUAUAUUAAUGCCCCAUCCCUCUACAAGCCCUGAUAUGAACCCAAUUGAGAAGUGUUGGAGGAGGAUCAAGCAGGCAUUGCACAGACGGCGCCACCAACCCACUACGGAGGCUGAGAUGGAAGCGAUGGUCUUAGAGGAGUGGGACCGCAUACCACAAGAUUGGAUAAAUGAGCUAGUUUUAAAGCAGGAGCAUUGGGUCCAUGUACUUAUGCAGCGUCACGGGUGGUCAACUCCUAAUUAAAUGCUGAUUAUAUACUUUGCGAUAGUGAAGCGUGGGUGGUGUUCGCUAAAAACACGGACUUUAGUCGGUAGGCUCGUUAGCACAGGCGUAGGGAUGGUAAACUUUACACUUUACAUACUUUACGGAAAGUAGUCGUACUGAAGCUCGCGUAAAGUAGGUAUAAAUAGAGUAUAAUUCAGGAUACGUAGUCUUAAUAGUUAUCUCCAAACGCC
Messenger RNA from Hyaloscypha bicolor E, 1674 nucleotides. RefSeq lists its product as uncharacterized. The coding region runs from base 353 to 1462 and encodes 369 amino acids. The record is from RefSeq and is a predicted model, not a curated record. NCBI's taxonomy places the organism in Eukaryota, Fungi, Ascomycota, Leotiomycetes, Helotiales, Hyaloscyphaceae. The transcript has a single exon. Gene Ontology annotation, molecular function: nucleic acid binding.